AUGGCUGGUUUAAUUAUACUUGUUGGCCAAGCGGUUGAUGGUUUAAUGACACCAAUAAUUGGUCUACUCUCAGAUCGAUAUUCAUCACAACCCUCUGCACCAUUGUUGAUACCAUCAUUAUCUUCUUCUUCAUCAUCAUCAUCUCAAUCCUUGUCAACAACAUCAUCACCAUCAUCAGUAGAAGCAGUUACGCAUAAUACUGUCAAUCAUCGUUUGCUUAAUUCUAAUGAAUAUUUAAAAAAUCAUCAUAAAAAUUACAUGUCAACAUAUUCUUCCGAUAAUAAUACUACUGAUAGUAAUAAUGAUAAUAAUAAUAAUAAUAAUUUAUCGUUUCGUCAACGAUUCAAAUGGAUUUUUAAAAAAUUACAACCAUAUGGUCGUAAAAUAUGGCAUCUUGUUGGUAGUAUAUUAAUUAUCUUUUCAUUUCCUUUAAUAUUUGGUCCACCACUUGGUUCAUCCAAUGCAAGUACAUUGGCAAAAAUGAUUUAUUAUUUACCAUUAGUGGCAAUUUUUCAAACUGGGUGGGCUGCAGUUCAAAUUACCCAUUUAGCAAUGAUCAAUGAAUUAACUAUGGAAUCAAGUGAACGUACUUUCUUAACUUCAUUACGUUAUUUAUUCACUGUUCUUAGUAAUUUACUUGUUUAUAUUAGUACAUUUUUCCUAUUACAACAUCAACACUCUGAUAAUAAUAAUACUCAUAAUGAUACUAUUCAUAACAAUUCAAUGAAUGGUAUGUUAUCAUUGGAAAAUAUGUAUAAUUACAAUGAAAUUCAAUAUUUUAUGUUACCUAUGGUAAUGACUUCACAUCCAUUGUCAAAAUGUUCAAAUCAAUCAUUAGCUUCACCGUCGGUUAUUGAUUUUGGUAAAGAUGAUAUACCGGCAUUUCAAAAAUUAGGUUUUACAAUUAUUUCUGUUGGUGGAUUAACAAUGUUAUUAUUUCAUUUUGGAGCUUAUUUAACAAUUUACUUGUUACAUUCAUUGCGUUUGCCUAAAAUUACAAUGGCUUCAGUCCCUUUAACAGUAUACCUGACAAGUAUUGCUACUACAAUUGUUCAGAAGCCAAUACAAGAUCGUAUCAGUCGUGAAUUAUCCUGGCAAUCCUCCAGUUCUAUAUCGUAUAUACAUUGCCGCUGGUUUACUUGGAAUUGGUUGUACUAUCCUACUGAUUACAUCUUUAGCAAUGGUAUCAGAUUUAAUAGCAAAAAAUCAACGACAUGGUGCAUUUGUUUAUGGUUAUAUGUCAUUUACUGAUAAAUUAGCCAAUGGUAUUGUUAUACAAAUUAUUGAAUUAUUAUGGAAUGAAUGUUCAUCAUUGACAUAUUAUCAAAAUGUUGAAUCAUAUGGUGUUGGAAUGUUUGUUUUCUGUCAGUUAAUUUUUCUAUGUAUUUAUAAAUGGCAAAAAAAUGUGUAUAUUGCUGCGAAUGUAAAUUCAAUUCAUGAACAUGUAUAAUAAUCAUAUGCAUUGUUAUUGACUGUUGAACAUGUUUUGUUUAAAUUAAUCAAUGUGUAUAUUAUUCAAAUACUAUUAUGGUGAAUUGUCAAAUGAUUUUAUGUGCAUUAUUUUUUUUUGAUUGUACAAUUCUUCGUGACAACUAACUUAUUCGAUAUGUAAGAAGAAGUAUUUUUCUACAACUUGUCUUUCCUUCUUCCCUUUUUAUUAUACUUUCUUCUUUAAAUGAUACGAAGCGGUUAAAUUGAUUUUGUACGUACGUAACUUGCAAUACAAAAUUAGCAUUUUACUUGUGUGUAAAUUCAAUGUUUUUGUCUGUUAAUUAAAUUAUCAACCAUCCAACCUCAUUAAUAAAAAAAGAUGCAAUUUAACUCACUUUGCUUAUUAGCAAUACUUUUAUUUUGUUUCGAAUACAACAAUGAUCUAUUUUUUUUUCAAGUGGAUUCAUUUAUUUAUUUUUUCUUCAAAACAAAUAAAAAAUAUGUUGUGGUAAUGUGUCAAUCUUUAAAAUUACCUCCAUGAUGAAUUUGAACAUUGAAUUUUCUCAUUUGUGAACACUUUACAUGAUAAAUGACAUUUUAAAUUGACCAUUUCCAUGAUGAUGAUUAUCAACAUUAAGAUUGUCUUUCAGACGUGUUUAUUUCAAAAUUUAUAUUGAUUUAAUUUAGGGAAAGAUGUUCAUUUUAGAGAGAGAGAAAAAACGGAAUUUUAUAACUCAAAACACUGGAUUCUUACAUAAUUUGUUUUAAUUAUACAGUCAUUGAAUUAUCAAGUGGUUACCAGUUAUUUUUUUAAAAGAGAUUAUAAUGUAUACUACACACAUAAUGAGAUGAACUAAUUGAGAAGAAAUAUGUUCUCAUCUAGUUUGUUUCUAUAUUUUUCUGAUAAAAAAAUCUUUUGGCAGUAUAAAUUUUAAAUGAAUCUAUUUAAACUGAUUUCUUUUAUUUUGAGAGAGAGAGAGAUGUUUUUACUUUUAUGCUAAUUUUGAUUUAUAUUUCUAGUUUGUUUAUCCUUGACACUGACUUUCUUUAUUCCAGUGAGAUAUUUUUAUUAUGAUAAUCAUCCUAAAGAUUGGGAAUGUAUUUUGUUUUUUUAAGAAAAAAUAGAAACAUUUAAUACAAUCUA
Molecule: messenger RNA, 2575 nt
Organism: Schistosoma turkestanicum
Lineage: Eukaryota; Metazoa; Platyhelminthes; Trematoda; Strigeidida; Schistosomatidae
Source: the annotation of a GenBank genome assembly